CCAGAAGUGAGUGAGACUUCCCGGCGGAGACACGUGCUUGUCUUCACUUUGCUGUCUUUUCACUUCACUUCUCCGCUAACGGUUCCUAAGAUUUCCUUCCACUUAUAGACCUAACCAUGGAUUAAUCUCGUGGCAUUGUGUAAGUCUGCUUUGUCUACUUUAAGCACACACAAAAGAAGACUGAGAGGCAUACAAAAUAUACAAUUAAGUGCGUCUGAAAGCUGAUGGUGAAGGCGUGAGGCGCGACUCUGGCACGAUGUCCAGCUACGGGAACACGAAAGAGUCAAGCAGUGGAGAUAUUGGGAUAGCACUCACCUUGGGCUUCUGUGUCGGUGUCCUGAUAGUGGCGGCGAUAAUCAUGGUGAUAUUGAUCAGACGGCAGUGCAAAAAGAAACAGAUGGAAUCUUCCCAGCCACAGAUGGAGGGAGAAAUCACUGAGACUCAGAACAAAGAGCGAGAUUCAGAACCGAUUCUUGAAAAUGGUACUGAAAAGAUCUUUUGGAAGUUUAAAAGAAGUGUUAAGAGUAAGAAAGAAAGGAAACGUGAUUACUCUCCCAUCUACGAUAUUCCAAGACCCAACCCAGUGCCUGUAAGAGUACAUAGCAGCUCAGAUCAAUCCCACGAUCAUCCUACUCCAUCCCCAGUGGCCGUACACGAUAAGAAGCUUGCGUACUCCACCUUUGACCAGCCUUCGAAAGUGACAAUCCAUGCACAAGAAAACAUACCUGAAUACUCCACUUGUGACCCUCCUGCCAAUAUUCCAGUGUCUACGGAGGAAGACAACAGAGCCGGAUACUCUACAUGCUCGUACAACCGUCCACCAAAGAUUACAACACCUAUAGAGGAAGACAACAGACCCGGAUAUUCUACAUACGACCGACCUGGCAAAUUUUCAGUGCCUGUGGAGGAAGACAACAGACCCGGGUACUUUACAUAUGAUCGCCCUCCAAAGACUGUAACACGUGUGGAGGAAGACAACAGACCCGGGUACUUUAUAUAUGAUCGCCCUCCAAAGACUGUAACACGUGUGGAGGAAGACAACAGACCCGGGUACUUUACAUAUGAUCGCCCUCCAAAGACUGUAACACGUGUGGAGGAAGACAACAGACCCGGGUACUUUACAUAUGAUCGCCCUCCAAAGACUGUAACACGUGUGGAGGAAGACAACAGACUCGGGUACUCAACAUAUGAUCGCCCUCCAAGGAAUGCAACGUCUGUGGAGGAAGACAACACGCCAGGAUACUCUAUAUAUGACCGCCCUCCAAAGACUGUAACGCCUGUGGAGGAGGACAGUAGGCCAGGAUACUCUAUAUAUGAUCGCCCUCCAAAGACUGCAAUGCCUGUAGAAGACAACAGUCCCGAUUACUCUAUAUACGACCGACCAGCCAAUAUUGCAACGCCUGUAGAAGACGAUAGGCCCGGAUACUCCACAUAUGAUCGCCCUCCAAAGAUUUCAAAGCCUGUGGAAGAGGAACCUACAUACGACCGUAUUUCUCAGUUGUUGAACCGGACCAAUUACGAAAGUCAAGAGGAAAAAUCACCAUCCCCUUCCGAUAUACCAGAAAUAUCCACCAACAAACAGGAAUCACCCCCGCCCCUCGCCCCGCGCGCCUCCACCAAUAGGCUGCAGUCUGCCCCACCUUGCUCCUCCUCCAAAGUCAUCAUCACAUCCACCACCCCACCUCCUCGCCCUCCGCUUCCCCCUCGCCCUCGUGUUCCUUCCAAUGGGCUAACGUAAUGUAGAAAUGAUGUGGAAAUUUGUGUCUGUAUUGUGUUGUGUCGUGUUGUGUUGUGUUGUGUUGUGUAUUCUCGGUGUUUUUGUUGUUGGUGGUGAUGGUGAUAGGACUAACGACUACCACUACGGUAGUCGUUAGUGAUGAUAAUGGUGAUGAUAACGAUGACUAUGAUGAUGGGAAUUACAACUUUUCCUGUUUUUUUUCCUUCCUUAAUUCUUCGUUUCCUUCUUAAAUUCUUUCCGCCUUCCUUUCUUUCUUGAACAACUAACUAACUGGCUGACUAGCUGACUGAUUAACUGACUGACUGACUGACUGACUGACUAACUGACUGACUGCUUGGUUAAUUUAUUUAUGAAUGAUUGAUAGUCUUUUAAGUAUAUCUCUGGUUAAUCAACCAACUAGUGAUCUCUUGUUCGUGAUUUUGUUGAUAAAAUGAGUAUCCCUUGAUUGUAUAUGUUACCAAUUAUGGAUUCAUUUUGUGAUAGAACUGGUUUGUCUGAUUUUCAAUUGUUUCUUACAUUUCUGUACAUAAAAACAAAUUUGUGUGUUGAAUUUUAUAUUGCUUCAUGCACUGGUCUGUGUGUGUGUGUGUGUGUGUGUUCCAUCAUGUAUAUAAUUAUUUAUAGACUAUUGUUUAUUUGUAAUGACACUUCAUUUCUUUACUUUUAACUAUUUGUUUGUUUGUUUUGUCUAUUUGGUGUGCUGUAAAUAAAGUGUUCUGUUGUA
Molecule: messenger RNA, 2462 nt
Organism: Portunus trituberculatus (swimming crab)
Lineage: Eukaryota; Metazoa; Arthropoda; Malacostraca; Decapoda; Portunidae
Product: pollen-specific leucine-rich repeat extensin-like protein 1
Exons: 2
Coding region: 257-1738 (493 amino acids)
Source: RefSeq, a predicted model, not a curated record